This is a messenger RNA of Spirodela intermedia, 750 nucleotides long. The record is from the annotation of a GenBank genome assembly. Lineage: Eukaryota; Viridiplantae; Streptophyta; Magnoliopsida; Alismatales; Araceae.
AUGGGUCUCGCCGGACCCGAAGGCAAGUGGGACUUUGGAGCUAAACCAACACAACGACUUGCAGUCUCCCGCGACCCAAAAAUAGAAAGAAACAACACAACAAGCCCUCCGUCUCCCUUCUUCACAACCCCCCUCCUCCUCCCUCCUCCCUCCUCCACCACCGCCACCAUGGACAAGCUUCCGCCGCCGGGGACGGCAGCGGGACCACCCCCCUCCACCACCUUCGUCCACGCCGACGCCACCAGCUUCCGCGAGGUCGUCCAGCGCCUCACCGGACCCCUCGACGAAGCUCGCGGCGGCGCCACAGUCAGGCCCCCGUCGCCACCGGUAAGGGCCCCCCGCCCCGCGGCGGCGCCGCCUGGGCCGAGGGUGACGGGGCUCAAGAGGCCCUUCGGGCUCCAGGAGCGCCGCCAGGGUCCGCCGAGGCCCGCCCUCGUCAUUCCCAACCCGGUUGCCGUCCAAGGGUUGACCUUUACGCCGGUGACCAGCCCGGGGAUAACGUCACCGUCUUCUCCGUCGAUAGCGGGCCGGUGGAGCCCGCUGACCUCGCCGUCGACUGACAUGGCGAAGCUGUCCAUCGUGGAGGAGGCGGCGGCGGGGCAGGAGAAGCUGAACGAGGCGGCAGAGGAGCGGGCGAUAAAGGAGAAGAGGUUCUACUUGCACCCUUCGCCACGGUCGUCCGGGCAGAGGACGGCGGAGCCCGAGCUGCUGCACUUGUUCCCGACGACCUCGCCGGCCAUUGGGCCAUAA